Myxocyprinus asiaticus (Chinese sucker) is the source of this 5128-nucleotide messenger RNA. RefSeq names its product type-1 angiotensin II receptor A-like. Gene Ontology annotation, molecular function: angiotensin type II receptor activity. The coding region runs from base 360 to 1421 and encodes 353 amino acids. NCBI's taxonomy places the organism in Eukaryota, Metazoa, Chordata, Actinopteri, Cypriniformes, Catostomidae. The transcript has 3 exons. Gene Ontology annotation, biological process: G protein-coupled receptor signaling pathway; regulation of vasoconstriction; immune response. The record is from RefSeq and is a predicted model, not a curated record. Gene Ontology annotation, cellular component: membrane.
GUGUGUUUGUGUUUGUGUAAGCUUUUUGUGCGUCUUGUUCUUCUAGUUCAGGAAAGGGCACUCGUCUACAGUUCCAGCUCUUUGGUUCAGACUCUGAAACUUUUAUUUUCUUAUCUACUGCUUCAGGGACCGCACAAGGAAGGCAAGAGAGGAUGGACUACAGAGCAUGGAGAGUCUAUCAUAUCCCUUCUUCUCCAUUUCAAGCGGCUUCGCCUGUCCAAUACAGCCAUGAUGAUCUGUGCCCCACUUGGUGUCAGUGAAGCCUUUGGCCCAAGGCUGGUGUCAGUUACUACAGACACACCCCGUGGAUAACGGACCCCUUUUUGCAUUCACAUAAUCACAAAAAUUGGGGAUAAAAAAUGGAGAACAAGACAUCAGGAAUUAGCAAGGAUCUCCAUGUCAACUGCAGCAUGUCUGGACACCACAGUUUCAUCUUCAUCUUCAUCCCUGUGGUGUAUGGAUGUAACUUUGUCAUUGGGAUCAUUGGCAACAGCAUGGUGGUGGCGGUCAUCUACCGCUACAUGAAGUUGAAGACAGUAGCAAACGUGUUUGUGGUCAAUCUAGCUGUAUCAGACCUCACCUUCCUUAUAACGCUGCCAAUGUGGGCCACUUUCACGGCAACGGGCUACCAUUGGCCCUUUGGUGGCAUCCUAUGCAAAGCAAGUGCCGGUUUGGUCAUCUUCAACCUCUACACCAGUAUAUUUUUCCUCACAGCUCUUAGUAUUGACAGAUAUCUUGCUAUCGUACACCCGGUGCGUUCCAGACGCCAGCGCACCCUCCUUUAUGCUCGCCUCACUUGUGUAUUCAUUUGGGUCUUCGCUUUGCUUCUAAGUUUGCCCACGGCACUAAGCAGGGAUGUGUAUGACAUUGGAAACUCUACAGUGUGUGCUGUUUUUCACGGGAGUGAGCAGAUCAACUUGCUAGUUACCCUUAGCAUGCUAAAAAGUGUGUUAGGCUUCCUUGUGCCUUUCCUUGUCAUCAUAACAUGCUAUUGCAUCAUUGGUCGGACCUUGCUAGGAUCCCAAGGUCUGCUGAGGAAAAGUGUCCGCUAUCGGGAAGAGGAAACGCUACGGAUGCUAGCUGCUGCGGUGUUAGCUUUCUUUGUUUGCUGGGCACCUCACCAGGCUUUCCACUUCAUGGAGCUUCUGGCCAUGCUCGGUGUGAUGAAAAACUGCCAAACACUGGAUGUUAUUGACACAGCUAUGCCAUUUACAAUCUGCAUCUCAUACUUGAACAGUUGUGUCAACCCCAUUCUCUAUAGCUUUGUUGGACACAACUUCCGCAAGAACUUGCUGAGGUUGCUAGGCUGUGAGUCUGGUCCAACUAGUGGUCACCUUAGAAUUAGCUUAAAGAAUGUGCAAUCCCAUUGUACCUCUGGACUAAUUAACACAACAAGGACAACAUCUACUAUUAAGACAUAGCUAAAAGUCUCUAUUGAUCUCUAUGACGGGUUUAUUUUUUAAAAUAUGGUAUGGUCAGCAAAAUGCCCCCCACGGUAAGAUGGUGAAAGCCCCCCACCCCACAGUCAGACAGCAAAAUGCUUGAGGUGGACCUGUUCAUUAUUAAAGUCAUCAAGCGUCCCGUUUAUGCAUUGGCGUAGCCAAGGAUGGGCCACGGUAGGCCUGGGCUUACCCAAAUUAGACCCGGCCCACCCAGAAUAUUUGAGAUUAUUCUUUGACAUCAAAUAUAUAUUUAUAAAAUAGUUUUAAAAAUGCAUAAAUUCUGAUUUCUGAAAGUGUGAAAGACUUGUUUGAAUGUGCCACUUCUCUGUUGUUAAUGAAAAUUUGCUAAAAAAUUAAAUAACAUAUACAAAAUGGGUGAAAACUUGGCCUAUUCAUUUUUAUUGAGGCCCACCCAAAAUUAAUUUCCUGGCUACGCCCUUUCGUAUACGUGUGGCAAAAAUUUGACAACCCUACAAUAAGGCAAGGUACUACAAGAUGUUUUUUUUUUACUUUAGGUCCAUCAUGAGGUGCUAACACAUAUUGCAGUUGUAACACUGGAGGUCACAGAGUGGCUGUAUUGUUGGAUGCAAUGGGUUUUUCUGCAAUCUGAUCACAAAUGGGAUGCAUUGAUGGUAAAAAUAAACUGUAAUUUUUGUUUGACCUGUUUAAAUUAUGUCAGGGCUCUUGGGGGGCACUGAUACUUAAAAUGUAGCACUUACUUAUUUCGUUGCCAUAUUCUUGUGCACCAUCAAAACUGUCAGUGGCCAGCAAGAGGUUAGUUUUUCUCUCACAAGUAGAAAUUAUGGGGGUCCAAGCAGUUUGGAAAAGUGGAGAAAAUACCAAAAUUGCCAAAUUUAAAAGAACAUAUCUCUCAGGUGCAAAGUAAAUUCAUUACUAGUACUCUUGUUGUUUGUAGAUUCUCCCCCCCCCAAAAAAGAAACUCCUCCUAGACUGUUGGUCAGAUUCACACGAAAGUUUGCAUUUGUCAUCUAGAACCCUCAUGACAAAACUCCUCAAAUUCCUCAAAUUGUUUAUAAGAUAUAAGCCAAUUCUUUUAUUUUUUAUUUUAUUUUAUUUAUUUUUUUUGUCUGUGGCCCAAUGUGACGAAUGACACAUACUUUUGCAACAAUGCGUUUAUAAUUUUUUUUUUUUUUUAAACGCAUUUUACAUCAAAAUGCCAAUACACAAUGUUGUUGACAUUGGAACAUUGGGUACCAUUUGAUGCUGUGUGCCUUAAGUAAUCUAAAGAGACCAGUUUGUGGUUUUACGCCACACUAUUUAGAAGGUGUAAGCAAAAAUAUUAAUUUAGUCAUAUUAGUCAUAUUUCUUGACCAGUAGUUGCCACUGUGCCAAAUUCACUCAUGUACCCCUAUAGGGCAAGAUGGCUAUGAGAUAUACCAAGUUUUAUUUCAAUAUGCCAAAGAUAUAGCACCUUCGAUGCUUGGUCCCUAAUAAUGUCCAACAAUGGUCGUAAAAACAGAUAGUCCUGUCCCAAACUCACGCCAUUGCUGGAGAAAAUAAAUGACUUCUAGUUGCUGUAUCAUUGCUAAUCGCUGUGUGUGUGAGUGUGUGAACCCCCUUAAAGGAAUAGUUCACCCCAAAAAAUGAAAAUUCUCUCAUAAUUUCCCUUCAACCGCAUGUCGUUCCAAACCUGUUUGACGUUUCUUGUUAUGCGGAACACAAAGGACACUUUCAAAAGAACAUAUUUUCAAUACAAUGGCAGUUGAUAAUAACUUAGUUUAAAGCUUAAAAAGGACCCAAAAAUAUAAUUAAGAAGUCCAUGCUGCUUGUGCGUCAUAUUUCAAGUCUUCUGAACGCAUACAAUAAGUUUUGGUGAGAAAGUACCCUUACAAAAAAUCUAGUGUUGCCGCAAAUUUGCCACUAAUUAUUUUCACAUGCAAAUGAGCUUGCUAUUCGCCGCAAAUGUUUGCCAGAAGUUUGCAGCCCUUCACCGGUAGUGGUGAACCUGCUGCAAACCUUUGGCGACAAUUAAGAGUUUGCUGCAAAGCUCAUUUGCAUGUGAAAAUUAGUGAGUGCUGAAUUUGCGGCAAGUUUGCGCAACUCUAGAUUUUGUGUAUGUCAUGACUCAUGAACAUGUAACAGAAACUUUUCACUGAAAAAUGACUUAAAUUUCAGGUUGUUUCUCACCACAACCUAUCAUAUGCCUACUGAAGACUUGGAAUAUGACGCAUGAGCCACAUACUUUUUUGAUACUUUUGGGUCCUUUUUCAUUUUUAAAGUGAGUCACUAACUACCAUUGUAUUGAAAAGAAUUGAUGUACUGUAUCAGUGCCAUUACAUCUCCUUUUGUGUUCUGCAUAAGAAAAAAAAUUAAUACAGGUUUGGAACAGCAUAAAUGAUGACAUUACAUUUUUGGAUGAAUUAUUUUGUUAACUCAAACACUGAGCAUGGCAUAGCUUGGUACAAUAACCAAACCUCAUCAAUAAAAAGUAUUUUCAAUGUCAUUAUCUACUGCUUCCCCCAAAACAAUAUAUAACUGAACAAUAGACAACAGGAUUUUGCAACUCACCUUGACAAUUAUACAACAUACACUGAAUAAUCAUGGAACAUUUAUUUUUAUCAAGCAUUUAUUUUGUAUUGAAUUUGUUUUUGUAUUUUCUUUUUUAUCAUAAUUAUAUAUUUAUUAAUCAUAUCUUCUUUCAGAACAGAACAUAUUUAUUUUAGCAAUACAACACCAUCUUAAAACAGAAAACAGAAAAGAGCCUAGUCAUGUUAUCACCCAAGGGGUUCCCCUUUAAGUGACCUGGGAAUAUGACCAUAUCUAAUCCAGAUCAAAUCCCGGAACAGAGCCUCAAAUAGCUACUAUUGUGCAACAAGAAAGUCACAUUUUCUUGCAAAAAUGACAGUACUAGCUAUUUUCGGGCUGGUAAAAUCAGUUGUUGAUUUACAGAUUAGUCAGAAUAUAUAUAUAUAUAUAUAUAUAUAUAUAUAUAUAUAUAUAUAUAUAUAUAUAUAUAUAUAUAUAUAUAUAUCAUUUUCAUUCCAUUUACAAAUAGAUUUUCUGCAGUGCCAAUGUUGGUUUAGGACAAGAAUAAACAAGAAUCAACAGACCAUAUUAAACAUGAAACAACACUAAAAAAAACUGAAGGUAUUGCAUAUUGCCUUGGCUGUAAUCUGGGAGAUGCUGUGUAUAAUUAUCUUGCUUAAUCUCCUGUAGUAAUAUUUAGACCUUUUACUAAAACUUCAAUGUAAAUAUGUAGUGCAUUUUACAUUAUUUGAAUCUAGAUAUUGCAGUACAUCAGUAAUGCUUGAAGUUAAAUAAGAAUAUUUGUUUAAAAUACUUGAGAUUUAUCCUACAUUAGUUGUGCCUGUUCAGUGCAACUCUUUUACUUUCAGACUUUCUCUAGCAUAAGAAUUGUCAGCUGAUUACUGUAGUGUAAGAUAUUAACCACUUCUGUGAGAUAUGAAUGUGAAACACAUACACACUGAGCUUAAAAACUGACUUUAGAUUGCCUGCUGAAUGUUUCAUUCUUAAGUUUUGCAAAUUCAUUUCUGAAAGUUUUGUUUAUUUAUACAUUUUAAAGAAAAUACUUUUUUUUUUUCCUGUUUUUAUACAUAUACAGGUCAUGUAAAAAUGUGUAAAGAUCUCAUUUGAACUAAAUAGCAGUAAAUACAUGAUUAUCUUGUUUGCAUUUUGGUCUAAUGUUAAGAAAUAUUUAAAUAAAA